AUUGUAAACAAACAUGGCGACCUCCAGUCAAGAUCAUGCUUCUGCAAUCCAACGUUCACAAAUGGAACCUAAACCAGAGAAGAAAAAAGAUUCUGUUGCUGCCGGCGUGGUCUUUCUCACCUUGACCACAGUGGUGUCAGCUGGCCUCGGAUUUUCUGGAGCUCUGGCUUUGACUAAAAAACAAGAUCGUUCUUCUUAUGAAAAGGGCUCAUUAGAUCAUGCCAAGGGAAAUCCAGUGACUGGGUAUUCUGUUGCAGCCAGAGCCUUUCGCUGGGGUACACUGUUAGCCUUUUCUGGUGUCGGGCUUCUGUCUUUUACUGUGUGGAAAAUGUUGGGUGUUCACAAUAUGGAGGAAUUCACUGCUGCCGUCCAAUCAAAGAUGCCUAUCAUUCCGAAGAAGGACAAGAACGAACAAGGCCGUAGUGACUUUGAAACUCUUAAAGACCUCGCUAAUUACUUAGAAGAACAAGAUGAAAUCAAGAGAAGGAGAAAGGAAUUAAGUGAAAAAAAUAUCAAUUCACAGGAAGAAAAAUUUUCUGAUUUAAAAUCCUGAUGAGUAAUAUUUGUGUGCGAGUGAUAUUUGUAUGUUACUAUUGAUUAGAUGUAUGUUUAUGACAAGGGAGAGCAAAUGGAUUUUAUAAAUAUGAGUCGUUUAUGUACGAUUGAUAUGAGGUUCAUGAUAUUAUAUCAGAAUCAUAGUGCUGCAACGAUACGCAUCCCUCACGAUGUGAUACGUAUCGUGAUACUUGUCUCGGGAUACAAUACAUAUCAUGGUAUAUUUAUUUCGCAAAUAAUCAAUGAAAUAUAUAAACACCAUCUGUUUCUAUUACACAGAACUCAAAAUGUUUCCAAAUGUUUUAUUUAAAUGAAGCAAUUCUAUGCAGUCAAUCAACGAAAGCGUUUCCGCCGCCAUGCUAGUUUUGGGUGAUUCUAAUUACUUUGCAGAAAACUGGAAACGACCUGAUCCAGAAAACUGUGGCCAUACUGUGAUAUGAGAAAAUAAUACCAUGAACAGAACCGUGCCAUUUAUGCUGCGAUAUAUCGUCCCACGCUGCACCGUUGCAGCACUACUGAAUCAUUAUAUAUAUGUACUGUGUGUGACUUUAGUGAGACUUGGAUGAAUUUAUAAUUCGUAUGUGUGAAUACUGUUAUUUUUUACUUAGAGAUUUAUUAAAAUUUUCAAAAUUGUAAAUUAUUAGUGGUAGUUCCGCAGUAAAAAUCGUUCAUAAUAUUUCCACCUUAAGGAAUUUGUGACCGAUAUUUACUGGUUCUGAUAAUUGUGAUGACGUCCAUUUUGUUUGCAUUAUACAAUAAAAUUGAAUAUAAGAACUACAAAUGGUUUGACUGAUAAGAAGACCUUAUUAGCCAGAGAUCUUUUCAAACUGCCUUUUGACAGAUCUGUCUACAAUGACUUUAUAUCACAUUUUCUCUUUCUUUUUACACAUUGGGUUGUAGUUGUGCAACACUUUUCUUGGCAUACAUGAAGAAUAAUACCCUGAUUGUGUGGCUAUGUUUGAUUCUUAAGUUUGUCAUCACUUUGUCUCAUAAUCUGAAAAGACUUGACAGGUACACAGUAUUUCUCGAAUAAGUACACUUUUAUCCGUUUGUGUCGUAUAUAACUGGCCAGAAUAAUUCAAGGUCAAGGACACAAUUUUUACUGCCAGUAACUCCAAGUUGUAAAUAUUACCAGAACAUAAUGAUUUAACGUUAUCAAACCAUAUCCUCAACUCCUGGAGAGAAGUUAUUCUCAAAAAUCAUGUGUUCUUGAAAAAUAAGGCGUAACAUUUAUUUCACGCUUGUGACCAAAAUUUUGUGAAGGAAAAUGUCUAUUUAAAUUGGGCUAUCUUAAGGUUAUUUCAUUACAUCAGAUCUAGGCCUUGUUUUAGGGACAAGGGUACCCUUUGGGUUGUACACAACAGUGUAUAUCUAGAGCUACCUACUGACACUAGAAUCUCACUUUCACUAAAAUGAUGACCAUAUUACCUAUUCAUGCUUACGCUCAUGGAAGUGAAACUUGUGGAAUAUAACUUAUGUGACUGUCUCCCUAGGCUCUUCUGUUCCUCCCUCCCUUGCUCCUCAAUUCCUUUCUUGCCUCUCUUUCUGUCUGUCCCUCCCUUGCGUCCUCCA
Pecten maximus is the source of this 2127-nucleotide messenger RNA. Its product is annotated as transmembrane protein 242-like. The record is from RefSeq and is a predicted model, not a curated record. NCBI's taxonomy places the organism in Eukaryota, Metazoa, Mollusca, Bivalvia, Pectinida, Pectinidae. Bases 14 to 553 code for a protein of 179 amino acids. The transcript is spliced from 4 exons.